GCAUCCCCAUUUGGUUCCCCCAGAAUGAAUAAGUGAAUGCACUCUGCCCCUUCUAAUUGGGGUUGCCUUUCCCCUCCAGUCCCAUUUUCUCCACACUUGGUAAUUUUAAAAUUGGGUCAUUGUAUGCGUUGCCAGCCGAUUGGCGAAGCGACAUUCGCCGUCCUGUAUAUGUUUAUAUUUUUGGCUGCUGCUGGCGAACCAGUUUGCUGACCUUCUUUCCCCUUCUCCAAGUGCAAUUGGGGCUUGACUUUUUGACAAUAUGUACCACUUUCGGUACAUGAUACAUGUGUGCCAGAAAGAGAGACGGAGCUAGCGCGCGUGUGUGUGUGUGUGCGUUUGCUUAAGAGUGACAACUUAAUAGACGCAGCGAUGAAAAUUCGACUCUUUUUUAACGGGACAUUUGCGCGAUUGGCUGAAUGAGAAUUAUGGUUGAAAAACACGCAAAGAAUUUCUAUGUACAUAUUUUAAUAGCCGCCUAGCAACACGACAAACACCCAGCACACUCCUCCUUGGGGGCAUUUCCGUUUUCAGAAACAAAAGGAAGUUUUUACGUGGGGAGUGGCCAUGGUUGUGUUUGGUUUGGUAUUGAUUUAAGUUGCUGUUAAUCAUUGCGAUCCGUGUUUCGGGAAUUAUCAUGUAAACAAACAAUAAACAGCUCUUGUGGCGCCGAAAAUAGUGACAAUAAAACUGAAAUUUUCGCCUGGAAACCAAAAGAAAACAUGAUAAAGGGAUAUUUGGCGGCCUGCCAGUUUGUUUGUAUUAAAUAUGAUGCCCGACUUCUAUGAGGUCCUCAAAGUCUCAGAGACGGCCAAUUUUGAAGAGAUCAAAGGCAGCUACAAACAAUUGAUACUACAAUGUCAUCCCGACAAAUUACAGCAGCAUGAUGUGGCUGACCCAAAUCGGAGAAUUGUGGGAGAAGGGGAGCGGAGAUCUCAGAAUCUGAGCGACUUCAACGCCAUAAAUGAGGCCUGGAACACGCUUAAAGACCCCAUCAAGCGUAAACACUACGAUGCCGAAUUGCUCCAGGCCAGGUUUCAAGCGCACAACAACAUUUAUGCCCACAUAACUGCCAGCGACAUGCGAAGCAUCCAAGUCGAAGGCUCGGAAGAUAGGGGCGAGGCUGACGGUGACGCAGACGCAGACGCGGACAAAGAGACGGCGACAGUGUGGAGCUAUGCGUACGAUUGCCGUUGUGGCGGCCAAUAUCUGCUCGACGGAGCCGGAGACCCCGAUGAGUCACCCGGACAAAGCGGUCUGGUCGCAAGUGACGCGAUUGUGGAGUGCAGCGAGUGUUCUUUGGUGAUUAUUGUGAAACAAUCUCCGACAAUGUCUGAAUAAAGAGUGGAAUAUCGAUAAACCCCCCGUCUGAGAUAAUCCAUGUGAUUCCCAAACAUUCAA
This is a messenger RNA of Drosophila pseudoobscura, 1398 nucleotides long. RefSeq names its product Diphthamide biosynthesis 4 (gene Dph4). The record is from RefSeq and is a predicted model, not a curated record. Gene Ontology annotation, molecular function: ferrous iron binding; ATPase activator activity. Gene Ontology annotation, biological process: positive regulation of ATP-dependent activity. NCBI's taxonomy places the organism in Eukaryota, Metazoa, Arthropoda, Insecta, Diptera, Drosophilidae. The transcript has 2 exons. Bases 766 to 1338 code for a protein of 190 amino acids.